AAACCAAACCAAUCCAUCACAUUCACAGUAGCAUCAGUUUCAAUCAUCGAGUUGCUUGAGGGAGAGAAAUGGGGGAGGUAGCCGCCGAAGAAGAAAGAAAGCAGAGCUUGAUUUUCGCUAUUAAUGGAGAAAGGUACGAGUUAUCUGAGUCCGAUAUAGAUCCUUCCAUUACUUUGCUCGAGUUCUUGCGAUACCGCACUCCCUUCAAGAGUGUCAAGCUCGGCUGCGGUGAAGGAGGCUGUGGUGCCUGCAUUGUCCUACUGUCCAAGUAUGAUCCAGUGCUUGACCGGGUCGAGGAUUCGACCGUCAGUUCAUGCCUCACGUUAGUUUGCAGUUUGAAUGGAUGCUCAAUUACGACAGCUGAGGGAGUUGGGAAUAGCAAGGAUGGCUUCCACCCUAUUCAAGAACGAUUCGUUGGAUUCCAUGCUUCUCAAUGUGGCUUUUGUACUCCUGGAAUGUGUGUUUCUAUGUUUUCAGCACUUGUAAAUGCUGAAAAGCGUAAUAGGUCCAAACCCCGUCCUGGAUUUUCCAAUCUAACAGUUUCCGAAGCUGAAAAGGCCAUUGCAGGCAAUCUUUGUCGCUGUACCGGUUAUCGUCCGAUUGCCGACGCUUGUAAAAGUUUUGCUGCUGAUGUUGAUAUGGAAGACUUGGGAUAUAAUUCCUUUUGGAAAAAAGGAGAAAGUGAUGAAGAAAAGAUGAGUAGAUUACCUAAAUACAAUCGCAAUUCUUCGAGUCCUAAGUUUCCCGAGUUCCUCAAGAAGGAAAUCAAGGCAGGUGCUGAUCUGACUUCUAAAGGAUAUCAUUGGUAUAGUCCUUCAAGCAUCGAGAAACUUCAAAGCAUAUUGAAAAAUAUUGAGGCAAACGAUGGAACCUCAAUGAAGAUUGUUGUUGGUAACACAGGAACGGGAUAUUACAAGGAAGUAGAACACUAUGACAAUUAUAUAGAUUUAAAGUAUAUUCCCGAACUCUCAACCAUUGUGAAAGACCAGACUGGGAUUGAAAUAGGAGCAGCUGUGACUAUUUCGAAGGCCAUCGAAGUGCUUGAGCAAGAAAAUGUGAGUGAUUCUCCCGUAGAAAAUAAAACUGUGUUUAAGAAAAUUGCUGAACAUAUGGAGAAGAUAGCAUCAGGGUUCGUAAGGAAUUCAGGUAGUGUGGGAGGAAACUUGAUGAUGGUACAAAGGAAACAAUUUCCAUCAGAUAUUGCUACCAUACUACUUCCUGUGGAUGCAAUAGUGAAUCUAAUGGUCGGUCAGAAACUUGAAAAGCUUACACUUGAAGAUUUCCUUGGAAGGCCUCCUUUGGAUUCCAGAGCCAUUCUGUUAAGCAUUAAAAUUCCGGUCUGGGAGUUAACAAAGGAUAUUUCAUCUGAAACUGAUACUAUGUUCCUAUUCGAAACUUAUCGUGCUGCAGCACGUCCUCUUGGAAAUGCACUGCCCUAUUUGAAUGCUGCUUUCUUGGCUAAGGUUUCAUUUUGUAGAAAUUCUACUGGUGCCAUCCUAAAUACCUGUCGGUUAUCUUUCGGUGCUUUUGCGUCGAAGCAUCCUGUUAGAGCGAGGAACGUCGAGGAAUUUCUGAUCGGAAAGGUUCUAAGCGUUGGUCUCAUGUAUGAGGCUGUUAAAUUACUUGAGACCACAGUAAUACCAAAAGAUGGCAUCUCUCAUUCUGCUUACAAGUCAAGUUUGGCUGUUGGCUUUCUCUUUGAGUUCCUGAGCCCCUUAAUUAACGCCCCUGAUCAAAUUUCAGGUGGUUUGUGCGACGGAGAUAAUUGUUAUAUGUUAAAGGACAGUUCCAAAAUAAAAGAGAACAAUUACAAGUUAAAUGGAACCAAAUUUCCAACGUUGUUGUCUUCUUCAAAACAGAACAUUCAGUCCAGUGACGAAUACCGUCCAGUUGGGCAGCCAGUUACCAAAGUCGGAGCUACCAUUCAAGCUUCUGGUGAGGCCGUUUUCGUGGAUGACAUUCCAGCUCCGGGAAAUUGCCUGUAUGGAGCAUUUGUUUAUAGCACAGAGCCACUAGCUCGGGUGAAAAGCAUAACAUUUAAGUCCGAGUCACCACCGGUCGGAAUCACUGCACUCAUUUGUGUCAAAGACAUUCCAGGGAAGAAUUUAGGUUGUACAUCCGUAUUUGGUGAAGAACCGCUGUAUGCAGACGAGUUUGCUCAAUUUGCAGGAGAUCGGAUUGCCUUUGUGGUUGCAGAUACACAGAAACAUGCAGACUUGGCAGCAAACCUUGCAGUGAUUGAUUAUGACAAGGAGAAUAUAAGCCCACCAAUUCUAACCGUCGAAGAGGCUGUUGAGAGAGGCAGCUUUUUUCAGGUCCCUUUCGCUAAGCCUGAACAGGUUGGUGAUUUUUCUGAAGGAAUGGCUGAAGCCGACCGCCAAAUUCUCUCCGCCGAGAUCAAACUUGGGUCACAAUACUAUUUCUAUAUGGAGACACAAACUGCUCUUGCUGUGCCGGAUGAAGAUAACAGCAUGGUGGUGUACACUUCCACUCAAUGCCCUCAAAUUGCACAGGAAACAAUUGCUCAAUGUCUCGGUCUUCCAGCGAAUAACAUUCGUGUGAUUACAAGAAGACUUGGAGGAGGUUUCGGUGGAAAGUCCUUAAGAGCAGUCUCUGUUGCUACAGCCUGUGCAGUUGCAGCUUACAAAUUACAACGUCCAGUUCGGGUGUAUGUGAAUCGCAAGACUGAUAUGAUAAUGGCAGGAGGGAGGCAUCCGAUGAAAAUAACAUACAGUGUAGGAUUCAAAGAUAGUGGGAAGAUUACAGCCCUUAAACUCGAUAUAUUAAUUGAUGCGGGGAUAUUUCCAGAUGUGAGUAUAGUUAUGCCUGGUGCCAUAGUUGGGUCUCUUAAAAAAUAUGACUGGGGUGCUUUGAGUUUUGAUAUAAAACUCUGCAAAACAAAUCUACCUAGCAGAUCUGCGAUGAGGGGCCCUGGGGAGGUUCAGGCAGCUUUCAUUGCCGAAGCCAUAAUUGAACAUGUAGCAUCCACGCUUUCCAUUGAAGUUGACACCGUCCGAAGUAUCAAUCUCCAUACAUAUAACAGCCUCGGAUUAUUUUACAAGAGUGCUGCAGGUGAACCAUCGGAGUAUACUUUACCUGCAGUAUGGGAUAAGUUGGCCACGUCUUCAAGCUUUCACCAGAGGAUUGAAAUGAUAGAGGAAUUCAACAGGAGUAAUAAAUGGAGGAAACGCGGGAUUUCACGUGUGCCGGUCCUACAAGAAGUGACUGUGAGGCCAACCCCUGCGAAAGUAAGCAUCUUAAGAGAUGGAUCCAUUGCUGUUGAAGUUGGAGGGGUUGAUAUGGGUCAGGGUCUAUGGACCAAAGUGAAACAAGUGGCUGCAUAUGGUCUUGGUUUAAUCAAACGUGGUGGCACCGAAGAGCUGUUGGAGAAAGUAAGAGUCAUUCAAUCUGAUACUUUGAGUUUGAUUCAAGGGGGUUUCACUGGUGGCAGCACAACAUCUGAAUCGAGCUGUGAAGCAGUUAGACUUUGUUGCAACGUCUUGGUUGAGAGACUUACUGCUCUCAAGGAACAGUUGAUGGAACAAACGGGAACUCUUGAAUGGGAAACAUUGAUUCUUCAGGCAUAUCAAACUUCUGUGAACUUAUCUGCAAGUACACUUUUUAUACCUGAGUUUACUUCAAUGCAGUACCUAAAUUAUGGUGCUGCAGUGAGUGAGGUGGAAGUAAACCUUCUAACCGGGGAAACCACAAUUUUACGCUCAGAUAUCAUUUAUGACUGCGGCCAAAGUUUGAAUCCUGCUGUGGAUUUAGGACAGAUCGAAGGAGCUUAUGUUCAAGGAAUUGGAUUCUUUAUGUUUGAAGAAUACCCCACAAGCUCGAAUGGAUUAGUGACAACAAAUGGAACAUGGAGUUAUAAAGUCCCUACACUGGACACCAUUCCCAAACAAUUCAACGUCGAAAUCCUCAACAGCGGACAUCAUCAGAAACGUGUGCUUUCUUCAAAAGCAUCCGGUGAGCCGCCAUUAACGCUGGCGGUUUCAGUUCACUGUGCUACAAGGGCUGCCAUAGCUGAAGCCAGGCGGCAACUUGGUUUAUGGAAUAGAGUAGACGACUCUAAUUCAAGAGCAUUCCAAUUGGAGGUUCCAGCAGUGAUGCCGGUUGUGAAAGAGCGGUGCGGGUUUGACAGCGUCCAGAAGUUCUUGCAAUGGACAAUGGGCACAAAGUGACGCAAUUCUACUGCCUGUUUGCUUCAGUUUUAGCUUCGGCGUGUGUA
Messenger RNA from Hibiscus syriacus, 4234 nucleotides. RefSeq names its product indole-3-acetaldehyde oxidase-like. Gene Ontology annotation, molecular function: aldehyde oxidase activity; 2 iron, 2 sulfur cluster binding; FAD binding. Lineage: Eukaryota; Viridiplantae; Streptophyta; Magnoliopsida; Malvales; Malvaceae. The record is from RefSeq and is a predicted model, not a curated record. The transcript is spliced from 10 exons. The coding region runs from base 69 to 4187 and encodes 1372 amino acids.